GUGUGCGCGCCGGGCCGGCCCUCCAGCUGCGCGCAUCUGGCGCGGGCGCGGGCGCUGCGGCAGCCUUCUCGGUGGGGCCGGCGAGGAGGAGGAUGGCGGCGGCGGCGGCGGCGCCGGGCUACGAGGCUCUGGUGCGGCGCGGCUACGCGAGCCUGUCCGGGGCGCUGCGGAGCUGCUCGGGCUGCGGCUGGGAGCUGGCCCGCCGGACCUGGGCCGAGAGCGCGCGGCUGGCCUGGAGCGAGGCGCUGCUCUGCCUCCUGGGCGCCGUCGGCUGGACCGUCGCCCGCCGCGCCGCCACCCGCCGCCUCUUUCGGGUUCGUGGCUCCGGAGGGCGCCUGGCAAGGGUUUGAUUGGGGGGCAGGACCCGGCUUGGCACCGCGAGGCUGAAACCCGUCACUGACUCGUCUUUCUAUGUGGGGAGGGGGAGAACGGGGCUUUGCACGGCAGGGGUUAAACCCCCCCUCGACUUAUAGCCUUGCUUUGAUGGGGUUAAACUGGCCUAAUAUUUUGGGCUGGGGGUGGCUUUCCAAUGCAUUCCAACGGUGAAAUCGGUGCCUGCCUCGUUUCCCCUGUGUGGGUGGGGGAAUUCACUUUGCAUUGCAAAUGUUACAUUGGCUCUUGGCUGGGGGGGGGGGGCUGGUUUUGCAUUGUAGGGGCUACACUGGUCCUUUCCUUGCAUUUUUUGGCGUGGGGAUGAUAUGGCUUUGUACCGCAAGGGUCAAAUUGGCUAUUGCACACUGUCUUAUUUUGGUGAGGGGGUGGAGAAUCUGAUUUUGCACUUCAGGGCUGUAAAACUGGUCAUUUAAAAAACCCCUCUUUUUGAGCAGCAGUGGGGAGUGAGAUGGGUUUGCACUGCAGGGAGGGUUAAAAACCAUCACCUUUGAGGAAGAAUCUGGUGCGUGUGGUGGGAGAAAUGAAAUCCACGGUGGAAAUGGGUCACUGCAUUGCCUCCAGAAAAAGGAGCAUCUCGUUUGUGCAUUGAUGGAGUGCGUAAAAUUGGUCAGAUCAUUGCAUGAGGGGAAACUAGGUUUGUACGUGUAUGAGCAAGAGAGCGGGGGCGCACAACCAAGAAGUCUAUUUUGCUGUGGUGGAAUAAAACGGUCUUUGCAUUAUAUGCAGAGAGGCAAGUGAAAUGUGCCAUCGUAAUUUGGGGGGGGGUGCAGUGAGGGGCAAGUGAAAGUGUCUGGUCCUUUGCAUUGCCAAGGGUGGGGAGGAAUCAGUCAUUGUGUUGUAUUCUUGGGGUGACUCCAUUUGGAACAGGGUGGCCUUGAAAAUUGCGCUCUCUCUGUGUGUCAAAACAUGUCGUCACAUCUUCCUGCCGGGUGCGAAAUCUGCAUCCUUGACAUGGCAUUUUUUGCAGCAAAAUGCGGCGUUGUCUGUGAGGUGGCGCUGGAACGGGGCCUCAAAGUCUUGUGGCCUGAAGCCUGUUGUUGGGUACCCAUGGGGGGGGGGGAGGCAGGGAUGCAAAAUUUGCAGGGAACGAGAAGUCUUAUUUGUUGUGAGUUGGCUAGCUCUUUAAAAAACCCAGUUUUAGGAGUGUGUGUUCAGAUUCGAAGAUGGUAUCUGAUGUUAGAUCCAUCCUCAGAGUAGACUGACCAAAGUGGAUGGAUGCGACUAACUCAGUGGGACUAGUGGGGGGGGGGGGCUCCGAAAUAUACACCUCAUAAAUGUGUGCAUCUCUUGGGGGGGGGACAACUGGGGCAUAUAGGAAUUUUCUUCUUCUUCUUCUUAAAGCUUUGCAUGUUAGAAUAAUAGAAUCACAGAAUGGUAGAGUUGGAAAGGACCCCAAAGGUCAUCCAGUCCAACCCCCUGCAAUGAAGGAAUCCCAGCUAAAGUAUCCAGGACAGAUGGCCAGUCCAACCUCUGCUUCAAAACCUCCCUGGAAAGAGAGUCCAUCACCUCUUGUGAGAGUCUGUUCCACUGCUGAACGGCUCUUACUGUCAUAAAGUUUUCCCGAAUGUUUAGUUGGAAUCUCCUUUCCUGUAACUUGAAGCCACUGGUUCGAGUCCUACCCUCCAGAGCAGGAGAAAACAAGCUUGCUUCCAUGUGACAGCCCUUGAGAUAUAGGAAAAUGGCUCUCCCAUCUCCUCUUUUCCAGGCUAAACAUCCCCAGCUCCUCAUCAGGCUUGGUUUCCAGACCCCUGAUCAUCUUUGCUGCCCUCCUCUGCACAUAUUCAGGCAUCUCAAUAUCCUUCUUAAAUUGUGGUGCCCAGAAUUGGACACAUUAUUCUGACAAAGGCAGAAUAGAGUGGCACUAUUCCUUCCCUUGACCUGGACACUAGACUUCUGUUGAUGCAGCCUAGAAUAGCAUUAGCCUUUUUUGCUGCUGCAUCACACUGUGGACUCAUGUUAAGCUGGUGGUCCACUUAGACUUCUGUUGAAAUACUUCUUUUAUUUAAAUGAUAUUUUAUUAAAUGUUCAAAAGUUUAACAUAUGCACUCCAAUAUGUAAUAAUUUUUCUUCAGUUUUGUCAACUUCCCACCCCAUUUCAGUUGUGUUUUUAUUUCUCCCCCUCUGCUGUGCCCUGUCUUCUAUCUCUUACACUAUAACAACAAUAAAAUAAUUUAUAAUUCCUUCCGUUGCUCGUAGUUCAAAUCCUGCUCAUGAGUUCAUCAUACUAUAGUAUUUCUUUAGGUAAUCGGAAAAGGCUUUGAUUGCAUGUUGAAAGCUUUCAAAAGUACUGGAUACUCCCUAAUGUUAUCGUUGGUUUGGAUUUUAGAAAGGAACAUAGCUCAGUGGGUAGAGCAGGAGACUCUUAAUCUCAGGGUUGUAGGUUUGAGCCCCACAUAGGGCAAAAGAUUCCUGCAUUGCAGGGGGUUGGACUAGAUGACCCUCAGGGUCCCUUCCAAAUCUAUGAUUCUACGAUCCCUCAUGCUGAGUCAGGCUAUCUAGCUCAGUAUCUGAUUAUUAGUUGCUCUCUGGGGUUGAGGAGAUGAUGGGGAUUGAACCUGGAACCUUCUGCUUUCAAAGCAGGUGUCCUAGUUCUGAGCUGCAGCCAUUCCCUGUGAGUUACUGUCUUUAGAUGCCAAGAGAGGAUCUAGUCCUCAUGGUUCAGCAUAAAGGGCUAGUUUAAACAGGAAUGUAGAGAGCUUCCUUACACUUACCAGUUAACCGUUGUGAGAACAGGAUACUGGACUAGAUUCCCCCACCCCUGACCUGAUCCAACGGCUGCAGGACCCAGUCUUAGGUUCUUAAGAAGUUCAGAAGAGCCUGCUGGAUCAGGCCAGCGACCCACCUGGUCCAGCAUCCUGCCAAUCAGACACCUGUGGGAAUCCUGCAAGCAGAAUCCGAGCUCCACAGCACUCAGCCGUCCUGUGCUUUGCAGUAAAAAUUCAGAAGGCAUUAUCAUUCCCAACUGCAAAGGUUGAGCAGAUCCUUCAUGGGGAGCAGCCAUCAAAAGCCAUUCCAGAAUGCGGCUGCCAGACUGGUAUCCUCACUUUUCACAGCUGUAGCCUGUAGGUGGUGCAUGCUCUGGUUAUCUCCCGCUUGGACUACUGCAAUGCGCUCUCCGUGGGGCUACCUUGGAAGGUGACUCAGAAACUGCAACUCAGAAUGAGGCAACUAGACUGGGGACUGGGACCAUAUAACUGGUCCUAAAGGAUCUUCCCUGGCUCCCAGUAUGUUUCCGAGCACAAUUCAAAGUGUUGGUGCUGACCUUUAAAGGCCUAAACGGCCUCAGGCCAGUAUACUUGAAGGAGUGUCUCCACCCCCAUUGUCCAUCCACUGAGGCUCCGAGGGCCUUCUGGCGGUUCCCUCCCUGCGAGAAGUGAGGUUACAAGGAACCAGGCAGAGGGCCUUCUCGGUAGUGGCACCUGCCCUGUGGAACGCCCUCCCAGCAGAUGUCAAGGAAAUAAACAACUACUGGUAUCUGACGUUUAGAAGACACCUGAAGGCAGGGAAUCUUUUUUGUAUGUUGGAAGCUGCUCAGAGUGGCUGGGGCAACCCAGUCAGAUGGACGGGGUACAAAUAAUAAAAUGAUUAUUGUUGUUGUUAUUCAUGAAUUAGCUCAAUUACCUUUUAAAGCUAUCCAAGCUGGUGGCUAUUGGUGCCUCCAGUGGCAGUGAGUUCCAUAGUUUAAACCAUGCAAAGGACUUCCUUUUCUCAUCAGAACCUUCAUUGGAUGGCCACGAGUUCUGGCAUUUUGAGAGAGGGAGAAAAUGUUACAAUGAUCAGACAACGGAGGGUGACUCUUAAUACCAGUUGCUAUGAAAGACAAAGGGUUCUUUUUAGUUCCUUAUGAUUCCUCCGUGGAGCCUCCAUGGAGAGAGGCAGUCUAACUUAGAAUGGGAAGAGGCUGCUGCUCUCACUGGUCUGCUGCUGUGAGGACAGGAGGCUGGACUUAGAUGGGCCCCCCGGGUCUCAUCCUGCACAGCUCUUCUGCUGUCUUUGGGAGUUGUAAUUCAGCCACCUAUGGAGCAAGCCAGAUGUUGGGGAAGAGGAAAACUGCUGCUGGCUGGAUUGGGGUUGGCUACUGCUGUGCCCUCUGGAUGUUCCUGGACCCCAGCUCCUGCCAGCCCCCACCAGCCAGCAUGCCCAGUGGUCAGGGAUGGCGACAACAGGCCCUUCCCAGACAGUGUGUAGUGGUUAGAGCAGGGUUUCCCAAACCUGGCUCUCCAGCUGUUUUUGGACUACAACUCCCAUCACCCCUAGCUAGCAGGACCUGUGGUCAGGGAUGAUGGGAAUUGUAGUCCAAAAACAGCCAGAGACCCAAGUUUGGGAAACUCUGGGUUAGGGUUUCAGACCAGGACCUGGGAGACCAGGGUUCAACCCCACAAUCAGCCGUGAAGUUCAUUGGGUGCCUCUGCGGGGAGCAGUCCUUGCCUCUUGGCCUAGCCUGCAUCUCAGGGGUGUCGUGAGGAUAAAAUGGGGGGGGGGACCGUGUAUACCGCCCUCCCCGGGGAUCCUUGGAGGAAGAAAGAGGGAAGCAACAACUGACAAGCUUGCAGUCAAGGGGAAACAUUUUGAAACAACCCUUUGUUUGGGGAUCUGGAAUGUUCUCCUGCAUGUUUCAAGGAUCUGGGUUGAAACAUUUUCUUCUUUUUAUUGUUAAAAACAGCGGAAGGAAAAGGGUGGGGAGAGAAAAGACUGUGUGCAAAUGCUUAAAAAAAGAAGUUAGGAAGCCCCAAGGCAGUAUGGGGUGAGGAGGAAGCAUCUGGCAGCCAUUGGCUAAGACUUCCGUGAUGUCACAGAAAGCGUGGGAUGAGCCCCUGGCUGCCAUUGUGCCUGCAGAGGAGUGGAGGUUGUCUAUGGGUUGCGGAAGAGUCUGGUGCAAGGGGAGGAGAUGGAGGCAAGUUGGUGUGCGUGCGUGCGUGCGGAAAACCAAAGUGUGCACAAGUUUUCACACUUAUUGUGAAGCAUAUACAAUAGUAUUGUGUCACCUACACCUUUGGCUUUACAAAAGGACCUGCAAAGAGGUAUAGGUGGGGAUGUGGACUUGUAACUUUUAAGUUUAUUCACCAAGCUGUGAAUAGAAACUUGCCUGCUGGGGGGGGGGGGACUUUAUUGCCUCACCAUAUUUGAGGAAGUCAGGAAAACAGCAUUACAUGGGACAAAUUUGCAUUAGGUGAAAUGAUUUGGCCAUUACCUGAAUGUCCAUUUCUGCAAAGCACAGAGGUAGUUUUAAGUCUUGGCUUUCAGCUGCCUGUGGUUGAGAUGGGACAUAAUAUUCAGUUUCUACCAGUGGUGAUUUUAAUCUCCAUGGGUGGAAUUCAACACUCCGCCUGCUCAGAGUAGGCACAGUGAAAUUAAGGAAUAUGCCUGUUAGGUCUGUUAAUUUCAAUAGCCCUACUCUGAGUAAAAGCCAGUUUUAAUCCCACCCCUUGUUUCCAGAUGUGCCCCUUUCUCACUUUUAAAAAUGGAAUCAAGUUUCUAGCUGUCAUUGCAGGGCUGAAUUUAAAGAACACCAGGUGAGGGCUUUGGGUUGAUGAGUUUGCUCAUCUCUGCUUGCCAAAAUUCCCUCUUCUUAGCGGUUUUGCUACAAUCAAGCAGUUAAGAAGAAUAAAAUAAAUUGGGGAGGACUGCGGAAUAGAGAUGUCUAAACUGAGUAACAAUCACACCCUUUGAAAACUCCCUUGAUGCAACUACUAAAGAUACAGCCACUCUGGCUUCUGUUGCCUCCAGUUUCUAAUCACCUUCCCCAAAUCUCACUGUGCUUGAGGACUAGAAAGUUGCCUCCCAUUUUUUAAAAAAACUGCCUCCAAAUUUUCCAAUAAAAAAUAGAGUUGUGAUUCUUUGCUUUUCUAUGCAGCCUGCGGAGAAAGAGAGAGAGAACCCUUCCAUCUUUAAGGCUGCAUCUGGGCUUUGUGUCACCAGGCUCAUCGGUUUUGGGGAAGGUCACCUCUGCAUGAUACAUGCAGUUGCGCUGAGAUGACCAACAGCGCUUCCAGACACUGCAACUUGGCUUCAGCUUCUCCUCUCCUCCAGGGAAGCCGGAUGGGAACAUAGCAAAGUGAAAUGGGCUCUCUCCCCAUCUCUCAGCAAACUGCUGCCUCUUUCUGAAAGCUGCUCUUUCUCUCACCCCACCCUCCCCGACUGCACAUCCGCUUUAGUUCAGGAUCAGAUCAGACUGUGGUAGUUUCAACCUCUCUGCGUAGGCUGCAGAGGAAACCACGAGGGGAGAGAAAUUGUCAGCAAAAGUCGUGGCUUCUCGCAGCCAUGACCUAUCUCUGUCUCAGCAAAUGGGUCUUUGAUCUGCUGUGGCUUCCCCUGGGAGGGAUCGUGGAUCAGUGGGGUUUAAAACACGGGUAGGCAAACUAAGGUCUGGGGGCCGGAUGUGGCCUAAUCGUCUUCUAAAUCAGUGUGGGAAUCAGCGUGUUUUUACAUGAGUAGAAUGUGUCCUUUUAUUUAAAAUGCAUCUCUGGGUUAUUUGUGGGGCAUAGGAAUUCGCUCAUUCCCCCCCCCCUCAAAAAUACAGUCCAGCCCCCCCCCUCAAGGUCUGAGGGACAGUGGACCGGCCCCCUGUUGAAAAAGUUUGCUGGCCCCUGGUUUAGAAGCUGAGGUUGUCUUAAGAAGGCCAGGCCAGGAAUGUCCCCUUCCCUGAAUGUCUGGAGAUUUGCUGCCGGUCAGUGUAGGUAAUACUGAGUGAGAUGGAGCAAUGCCCUGACUCAGUCUAAGGCAGCUUCCUAUGCCUAAAUUAGCUAUUUGAAAGGUCCAUGAGGACUAGAACCUUAGCAUGACUUUACAGGAAGGCCCAUACUGUUGGCAUUUGUCUGUCUCAAGAGACAACGCAGUGUGCCUCCAGGGUGAAGCCGAACCUCUGUGUGAGCAGCACCAAAGCAAUCUGCCCUGGGUGCAAGCCUGGGCUGUGUGUCUGGAGGUCCUGGGCUGCCCAGAUGACAAGACAACAUUUUCGGCUUCACUGAUGGGCUCCAAAGGAAAGCAGAGCAAGACAUUUGGCACCUGCGUGGGUGGAGGAGUUUCUGCAAGGACUGCCUUAGGGAUUCCACUCCAGAUUUGUGGAGGGAGGUGGAAUCCUGUGCCUUUUCUUCUCCCCAAGAUAAACCUCAGUGGAGGUUGAGGACCACAGUUUCCCUUCUCCUAGGUGAGCUCCUUUCCCAGGCGGAUGAGCUCCUGUGGGAUUCUAGACAACAGAGAAAUAUCCUUCCCAACUGUGAGCAGGGCGGGGGGGGGGGGAGUGAAGACAAGAGACAACAAUGAACCAUAACGCUCUUUGCUGCUCCUGCUCAGGCUGCACAGAAAAUGCAUUUUGGUUCCUGAAAUUCAUUCUGAUUGUGCAGAUAAAAUAAGAUUCUACAGGGUGAGGUAUCAGUGGGUGAAAUUAUUCCAGAUCCAAGGAUCCCCAGGCAAGCACCACCAGAUGGCGGAGAUGUCAGGCGCCAUCCUGGAGCCCAGGCAUCUUCACUUGGUCUCAAGUGGUUGAAACACUGGUUGAAAGAGACCACGAGGGUCAUCUAGUCCAACCCCCGCAAUGCAGGAAUACGUUUGCCCAACACAGAACUCGAACCCGCGACCCCGAGAUUAAGAGUCUCAUGCUCUACCAAUGCAGCUAUCUUAUGUUCUGGCAGUGAUCUGAUCUGUGGCAGGCAAUGGAAAAAGAACCUGAUCGGUGUGUCGUUGUGGCGGGCAAAGGUGUGAUAAGGACCAGGGAGUGUAAAGUUAAUCUGGGUUGCAUUUUACACCGCAGUGUUGUGUGUUACCAUCUGCCCUGCUCAGGCAGCCAGUCCUGUUAAAAUGUCUUCUGCUCCAGCCAGGCAGCAGAAAAUGCCUUCGUGCAUUCAUGUAUUUCACUUGACUCUUCCAGGGUGACCGUCCUUGUCUGUGGAGGAGGAGGGUAACAAUAUUUAAAACAGCUCUGUUUAAUUCAGCAAAGUACAAAGAAAUUAGGUUUAAAAGUAAUCAGGUUUCAAUAGCUUGUGAGAAUCAAGUGUCUGUGUGCUUUCCUUUUCCCUGACACCAAAAAAGACGUAAAUGUGUGUGUUUCUGCAUCUGUGGAGGGAAACCAUUUUUAAAGCAUAAAAGCAGCACUUUGGCCAAGAUUGUGGUGGAUUUGCAGAAAGAUGUGGUUAAUUACCUAAUCUAGAUUUGCUUAUCACGACUAACAUACAAGGGAGAUUGCUGUCUUGCAGCAGGUUAUGUAUUUUUAGCUUCCGCCUUCUCCAGCUGCCUCUUAAACUGAAUCAAAAAUUUAUUGUGUUAUAUAUAGAAUCAUAGAACUGUAGAGUUGAAAGGGACCCUGGGGGUCAUCUAGUCCAACUCCCUGCGAUGCAGAAAUAGGCAGCUGUCCCUUACGGGGAUCAAAUCUGCGACCUUGGCAUUAUCAGCUGUAACCAAACUGAGCUAGCCAGGCAUUGCUAUAUAUUUCUAUCAUUGCUAUGUUAGUCACUGUGCAUGUGUGUGUGUACAUGUAUUCCUCAUUAUUUUAAUGCAUUGAACACUGAAAAAUAAAUCACACUUCCCCCCUAUACAUUUUAAAAUUAAAUCAGCGUCUUCAGGUAAUCUUUGCUGCAACCCUGUGAGAUGGACGAGUAUGGUUUGUGCCCAUACUGCAGAUGGGGAAGACUGAGGCCCAACGUGGGCUUGCUUCCAGAUCUGGGGCUGCCUAGCAAGCUCACCUGCAGAGACAGGAACCCACCCCUUCCUAUUGUAUAGGGCUCCGUUGGUGUACCCAGGUGCUUUUUACGGAUUUCCAUAAUCCUGGUCUUUGGCCCAAGGAAAAAGCAGUCUAGAGAGUGAGGAGAACAGGGGAGUGAAAUGCAGCUGCCCAUCCAGCUGUGGUGGAAGAGAUCCCAAGGAUCAUCUAGUCCAACUCCCUGCAAUUCAGGAAAAUAAAGGGGAACAAGGUGUCAUUUAAGGAGGCAAGGCCUGUGGGAGUUUGUGUUGAGGUCGGGAGAUGUUUAGGGGGUGAAGUGAAAUGAAGGGGGUGUCAGGAAAUCUGGGCUCAUAUGAGGCCUUUUAGAAGAAAAAACCUUGGGUUGGGCUGGGGCUUCCCUGCCUCGCAGGGUUGUUGUGGAACUAAAACAGGAACAUGUGGCGGGGGGGGUGUCAUCCUUGAGCCCCCAGGGGAGGAAAGGUAAGACACAGAAAUGCACUCGCAGUUGCUACUGAUUAUAAAAGGGUGACGUUUCUAGACCUCAAGAACUUAGGUGGCACCAGAACAGAAGCUCAAAGAGAGGGGUGGGAGACCUCUGAAAAUUGAGGGUGGAGGAGAGAGAGAAAAACAUAAUUUGACACAGGCAGAGGGCUGUUUCCUCAGACGUGUUUCAUAUAUUCCGAUCCUUAAUUGCAAAAAGUAACCUCCCAAGACUGGGCUUUCUCCUGCCCCCGGGGAGACAGCUGCACUGCAGCCUCGGGCAUCAAUAAUUCCUCCUCCUCCUGCUCCUCGCUCUCAUUUUUUAAAAUAAGUAUAGGGUAGGAUACAUGAAUGACAGCAGUCUGGUCCCCUGGCUGCCAUCCAGCUGCUGUUGCCAGGGCAACCAGCACAGGAAGACCUCUGUUGCUAGGGGCAACCGGGGACCGCACUUGGAAGAGGAUGCCUUUGAUGGUGGUGUCUGUCUCUUGCGUAAGAAGGCAGGCUUUGCAGGCGGAGGUCAGGCAGAGAACUUGCUCUGGGAGGGUUCACCACCACAGCCCCACUUACUGACAUUGGACUGCCUUCUGGCUCACCUACAUCCAAAAUGAGCCAAAGCAUGUGGUUUUUCUUUUUUUAAAGGGCCUGGCUGGACAUCUAGCGUUUGGAGAGAAAGAUAAGGGGGGGGGGAGAGAAUAACGUCAAAUAAUUUCUCUCUCGCACAAUUUGAUGGAAUAAGUCCUGCCUUCCCCCAAAGCAAAACUUGCUUAACAUUAGGGCAAAAUGUGUUUAACUGGGUUGCAUCCAGUGAUAGUCCUACUCAGAGCAGGCCCAUUGAAAUUAAAGGGUGUGUCGGCAGCAAGGGUAUUAUUGGCACAAAAAUGGAAGCAAGAAGAAUUACCGACGAAAGAAGAAUGGCGGAUGAAAUUGAUGGACUAUGCAGAAUUAGAUAAAUUAACAGGAAGGAUUCGAAACCUGCGGAACCACAGAUUCUUAGAAGACUGGAGUAAAUAUACGAACUAUUUGAAAAGUAAUAGUAAUGAACAGAUUAGUCUAGUAGGACUGCAAGAAGUUCUGGAAGGAGGACUAUUUGAAAUAUUGCAAGAAAGGCUAUGAGGAGAACUAUUAGUUAAUGAUAAUUAAGAGUAAUAGAGAAAUUAAGAAAUACAGAAUAAGUGAUAAAGAAUGGAGAAUCAUUAGAGGUAUUGACAGAAGUCUAAAAUAUUGUAUAAGAUAAGAAGUUAUGUUAGAUGAUUGUCAGAAAUGAUAUAUUAAAAAAACUAAUAAAAAUGUGUGUGUGUGUGUGUGUGUGUGUGUGUGUGUGUGUGUAUAUAUAUAUAUAUAUAUAUAUAUAUAUAUAUAUAUGAAAUUAAAGGGUGUGUUGAACUUGGAUCCAGUCAUUUCAAUGGGUUGUUCUCUAAGUGGAAUUUCAUAGAAUCAUAGAAUGGUAGAGUUGGAAGGGACCCCCCAGGGUCAUCUAGUCCAACCCCCUGCAAUGCAGGAAUCCCAGCUAAAGCAUCCCUGACAGAUGGACACCCAACCUCUGCUGGAAAACCUCCAAGGAAGGAGAGACCACCACCUUCUGAGGAGACCAUAACCUCGCAGGAAGCCCCAUUGAUUCAUUUGGGGCCUUUGCAUCUGAGGAUCCUGUGUAAAACUUGCCACUUCUAACUGGAUGGAUACAAUGGAGAGUCUUGUGGCCCCUUGAAAGACUUACCAGACUGAUGAUGAGGAGUCCAUCAACAUUGGGGCUUUGGCUAGAUGUUUUUUUGGGAUCCCUUCCAACCCUGCAAUUCUAUUAUUCUUUUUGGAAGGCUCCACAGUCUGGAGAAGGAAGCCAAUCAUUUACAACAAAAUAGUAUAAUAAAAAAGGGAGAGGGUUUUUUGUUUAUUAUUACUAGCCAGACUUUUGUGUAUGAAAAAUAGCGGGAGGGGUGGGUUGUCUUUGUGGAUUACUGAUUUGAAGUCCAUACCACGAUACUGGUUUCAUAAUUUUUGACCUGGCAAUAUAUCAUGAAUCAAGAUGUGUGUGUGUGCUAUGCAAAAAUCACGAUGCAGGCUCCAUGCUUAUUUCAGACAUUGUGAUAUAUUAAUAUAUCGUGAAGUUUAGCUGGUGAUAUAUUGCGAUAUUGAAAACCAGAUAUCGCCCAGCUUUAGUCCUGACUCUUCUGGCUUCAUUGGGUGCCUGCGAGCGCAUCGCCUGCUUCUUCUGCGCUUCCUGGGCGUCUUUGCAGAGCAGGAACCCCACCAGGGGCUCGUGCAACACAAGGGAGCCAGAAAAGCAGAGGGAAAUUCGAGGAGGUGGAAACUGGAAAGAAAAAAAAACCUGACCGUGAAACAGAGGCCACAACCUCAGCAGCUUUUGAGACGGGCUCCCUGCUUGGGAAUGCUAUAUUAAGACCUCAGCUGCUGGGGUGAUCAGUUCACAGCCGGAGCAGAACAAGCCCUGCUGUGGCAAAAUCAGGGAUAGGAGGAACAGCUUACGUGCCCCCCCCCGCCGCCCGAAAAAUAAAUCAAACUGACCUGUGGCUCUCCAAAUGUUGCUGGACUACAGUUUGCCCUGUCCAUUGGGCAUGCUGGCUGCGUUUGGAGCCUCAGCAAUGUUUGGCGGGAUUUUGGUUCCCCUGUCUCUGAUCUGAGAAGAGGCCUUCCCCUUAUCUCUGGAGGGAAUCUCUUAUCUCUUUGAAAGAGGGGCCUGCCUCCUUCCAUAGCCUCCAACAUUAAUUUUCUCCAAUGAAAAUAGGGACGUCCUGGGGAAAAGCAGAACAUUCUGGGAUCAAAUCAGAGACUGGGACGCCUUCUGUAAAUUGCGGGUUCCCAGGGCCAGAUUUAGGUUUGAUGAGGCCCUAAGCUACGGAAGGUAAUGGGGCCCGUUAUAUGUCCAGCUGUCCUUUGUCAACAACAAAUUGUUGCUUUUUUGUGUUGAAUAUAUGCUGUAUGGUAAUUUAUGGACCUAAUAGGUUCCUAACGAGUGAUAUUUUAGGGAGCAGACUGGCCCAUGACUUACAUCAUAGGAGCCUACACAACACAAAACACUGUUGCUGUAUGUAGGUUUUAUUUGUUUUUUAUCUUAUACUGUAUUGUGGAAAUGUACAUCCAGGUUUUUUCCUUUAAAAUUUUUGGGGGCCCCCAAGAGAGUGGGGCCCUAAGCUAGAGCUUGUUUAGCUUAUACAUAAAUCCAGCACUGCAGGUUCCCCAUCAUCUCUCUAGUGAUAUCUGGCAUCUCUCUAGUGAUAUCUGCUAGCAGCUAGAGGGACGCAGGUGGCGCUGUGGUCUAAACUACUGAGCCCCUUAAGGUUGGCAGUUCAAAUCCGUACAAUGGGGUGAGCUCCCAUUGCUCUGUCCCAGCUUCUGCCAACAUAGCAGUUUGAAAGCACGUCAAAGUACAAGUAGAUAAAUAGGUACCGCUGAGGCGGGAAGGUAAACAGCAUUUCCGUGCACUCUGGUUUCCGUCACGGUGUCCCGUUGUGCCAGAAGUGGUUUAGUCCUGCUGGGCACAUGACCCGGAAAGCUGCAGACGAACACCGACUCCUUCAGUCUAAAUGUGGAGAUGAGCGCCGCACCCCAUAGUUGAAUUUGACUGGACUUAACUGCCUGGGGUCCUUUACCUUUACCGAUACCUGGAGCGAUAAGAGUGCCUCAUCCCUGAUGCAAAAAGAGGCAUUUCCAUCUCUCAGGAGGAAAGGCCUUUUCUAAACAGACUCAUUCCUCCACCUCUUAGUUUCAGUAGGGAAUGGGAAGGUUUUCAGCUGAGGUUGGGUGGCCAUCCCUUGUGGAUGCAUUUGUUGAGAUUCUUGCAUUGCAGAAGGGUCGGCUGCAGCCCUGGACGCAGAAUGGACCUGCGCCUCCGUGGACAGCUGUGAGUCCAAAAUGACCCCCAGGCUGCGCACCUGAUCCUUCAGGCGCAGUUACCCCAUUCAGGACCAGGGAGUCGCCCCCCCCCCGUCCCCUAGAAGCAGCCCUUUUGUCUUGUCAGGAUUCCACCUGACUCCAUUAAGGGCCUGUCCUUUCUUCUCUCUGCCAGCCCUUUGCUGCGUGGUGCCAGCUGCCCCCCAAGGAUGCUGCCAAGAUGCCCGAGAGUGCCUGGAAGCUGGCUUUCUACACCCUCUCCUGGUCGUACGGCGCCUACCUGCUCUUCUUCGCUGGAUACCCCUUUUUCCAUGACCCUCCUUCCGUCUUUUAUGGUACGGUAAGCAGCGCAGGUCGAGUCAAGAUUAGGGCAGAGGCUUCCCUCUUGCAAAGCCUUUUCCCAGGGUAACUCGGGCCUGUGAACCUCUCUGUCCAACCCUUGAGACUCUUGCCAGGCCACCCCCUCACCUCACCCCCCCCGGGUGUUUUCGCCAGACUGGACGUAGAAUCAUAGUAUUGGAGAGUUGGAAGGGACCCCCGAGGAUCAUCUAGUCCAGCUCCCUGCAAUGCAGGAAUAUGCAGCUGUCCUCUGUGGAGAUUAGGGCUGCCACCUUUGUCCUGGCAAAAUACAGGACAGGGCGGGGUGCUUGGGGGGCGAUAUUGUUUUUAUCUGGUGCUGAAGUGACUUCAGAGCAAUCCAUUACAAUCUAUUGCAUACCCGCCAACAUUAAUUUUCUCCAAUGAAAAUUGGAACAUCCUAUUGUCCAGACCCUCCAACAUUUUCCCGAUGAAAAUGGGGACGUCCUGAGGAAAAGUGGGACAUUUCGGGAUCAAAUCAGAAACUGGUGCGGCUUCUGUAAAUCUGGGACUGUCCCUGGAAAAUAGGGGCACGGGGAGGGUCUGCUAUCGCAGCCUAACACAAUGGCCCCUCCAGAAUUUGACACACACAUUUGUGAAUCUGUCUGUGCUUGGCUACCUAGAGCUUAAAAACGUGACCUUUCAAAGAUGCAUUUGGAGAGAACCCCUAAUUUGGCAGAGAGAGAGAGAAGGCCUGGAAUACAGGGCAAAACUGUAUCAAUACAGGACAUAGCCUUUUAUAUUGAAAUACGUGGCAAUCCUGUAUUGUAUAGGACAGCUGCCAGUUGAACCUGCAUGUCUCCUUCAACUCCAGUGAUGCCCCUCUGCUUCCCUGGGUGGAGGAUGGAUGUUGCUGAGUCUCUCGCUCCGUGUGGGAAGAAACUUGGCAAAAUUUACAUUUGUUGCCCCGCCUGCUUUUGGCAGCAGGAACUGUGCCACUAAGCUAUCACCCCUCCCCUAAAAUUAAGACAGGGUGCUAGUCCUCAAGGUUAUGAAUGAAGAGCUGGUGUCAUGGGAAGAAAGGAAUCUGCCUCACAGCUGCUCUUCCUUCCUUCAGCCCAAGACUGUCUACACUGGCUGGCAGCAGCAGCUUCUCUGGGGUUUCCUUCCCCUACACAGAGAUACCAUUGAGGCUUAAACCAGGAACCUUCUGCACACAAAGCUCUGGUCCUUGAAAGAAAAUAAAAGAGGGCCUCUUUUUUUUUUGCUAAAUCAUUUUUAUUGAUUUUCCAAAUUUUAACAAAUCAAAGCAAAUUUAAUACAAUUUUUCCAAAAACUGGCCUUCCACAUUCCGUCCUCAAUGUGCCCGUAAUUUCUUUUUGUUGCUGCAUUAUUUUCCUAGUUAUUUCUGAGUCACCUUCCAUUCUCUAUAAUUAAUCUUAUAUUACAAUUUUUUUUGUUGCUUUUAACUUUUUGUCCUGAACCAUCAGCUGUCCACUUGCCAAUUUCUGCACGUACAAUAUUUUAACAUUUCCAAUAUCUACAAGGGAGGCUGUUCAUCAAAUUGUCAAUCCACAAUAGUUCAAAAAUUAUUAUUUCUAAAAUAAACUUCCCUUCCUUCUGCGUGGAUGAAAACCUAAUAGUUCACUUUCACUAGAUGUUUUCCCUUCUUAACUGCGCAUUGAGCUUUUUUUCCUUUGCCUUUUGCAAAAUAGAUAAGACGGGUGCCUGCAUUUCUGCAGCUGCAAAAUCACAGGUGUCUCUGGGGAUAGGAUGGGACUCAAAAGUGAAUUAAUCUAAAUUCAUUUUUUUGCAGCAAUGCCCCCUUGUGGUCACAGCCCGGAAUGUCCAUUCAGGACGCCCACUAGCUAGCACGCUUUGUUCUUUCCUUGCUGGUAUGACUGCAGGAUUCUGGGGCAUCCGGGGUUCCUGAUGGGGGUGAGAGUGGAUCUGGGGUGUGUGGCAACUCUGUCCCUUGAAUUGCUUUGGCUCCCAGGAGGCUGACCAAGGGGAAGGCUCUCUUCUGCCUUGGUCGGACACCACCUGGAGUCCUGUGUCCAGCUCUGGGCACCGCAAUUUAAGAAGGAUGUUGACAAGACGGAAUAUGUGCAGAGGAGGGUGAAGGAGAUGUUCAGGGGUCUGGAAACCAAGCCUGAUGAGGAAUGGUUGAAGCAACUGGGUAUGUUUAGCCUGGGAAAGAGGAGACGGAGAGGAGACAGGAGAGCCAUCUUCCAAUAGCUCAAGGGCUGCCACAUGGAAGAUGGAGCAAGCUUGUUUUCUCCUGCUCUGGAGGGUAGGACUUGAACCCAGGGCUUCAAGUUACAAGAAAGGAGAUUCUGACAGCAAAAACAGGAAAAACUUUCUGACAGUAAGAGCUAUUCAAGAGUGGAAUGAUCUCCCUCAGGAGACUGUGGCCUCUCCUUCCUUGGAGGUUUUUAAGCAGAGGUUGGAUGGCCAUCUGUCAAGGAUGCUUUAGCCGAGUUUCCUGCAUUGCAGGGGGUUGGACUGGAUGACCCUUGGGGUCCCUCCCAACUCUGCAGUUCUUUGAUUGUAUUAUUCUUGCCCCCUGGCCCUGCUUGCAAGCUUCCUACAGCCGUUGGCUCAGUUGGUAGGGGGCUGUAGAUGGAAAGCCAGAGUGUGAGAUCAAAUUCUCCAUGGCAGCUAGAAUAAUAAUUGCUUCCUGCACUGUGGGGGGUUGGGGGGUUGGGCUAGAUGACCCUUGGGGGUCCCUUCUAUGAUUCACUGACCUUGUUUUCUGCCUUCUCCUUUGUGGCUUUCCAGGCUGGAAGAGGGGCAUGGAGGUCCCGCCAGACAUUGCCAUGGCCUAUUUGAUGCAAGGCAGCUUCUACGGCCACUCCAUCUACGCCACAUUCUACAUGGACGCCUGGCGCAGGGACUCGAUCGUCAUGCUCGUCCACCACGUGGUGGCCCUCAUGCUCAUCACCUUCUCUUACAUGUUCAGGUGCGUCCCCAUCCGCACAUGCUCCCUCCCUCCUUGUUUCCUGCCUGGCUACACCUCUGCAUGCACAAAGUCCUGGGUUCCAAACCAGACUAAGGUCCCUCUAGUUCAGCAUUGCCUGCACUGAUUGGCAGCAGCUCUCCAGGGUUUCAGACUUGGGGGUCGCACCCAGCCCUACCUGGAGAUGCCGUUGGAGAUUGAACCUUGGGUCCUCUGUGCUUAGAGCAUGUUUAAGGCCACCAAACUCUGGUCCUUCCCCGCAGGAUAAAGUAAGAUUCUAGUCCUCAGUGUUUGAAAUUAGCCAGGCUCCAAGCACAUUUUGCACCUGGCUUCUGACCCCUUGCGACCAAGUGAAGAUGCCUGGGGGCCAGGAUGUGGAGGUGCAUGCCUGGAGAUCCUCGGAUCUGGGCUGUUUUCACACACUAAUACCCCUUUCUGUAUAAUUCUAUCCAUUAUAUUUUUUUCUGCACUAUCAGAAAGAAUCUCAGGAACCAAAACGCUUUCUUUGUGCAGCCUGAGCAGGAGCAGUCGGCAUAAAGAAAAAGAGGUCUGAAUGGGCCAAUAUAUAUGUGGACCAUCCCUGGAUCAAGGGACUUUUCCUCUUUAAGUUCUCAAAGCUCUUAUCUUAGCUCAAGGUUGUCCUCUGAACUAGGCGGAUGUUCAACUGGGAAUCAUUUGCAGUCAGUCCAUCAUUUGGAAAAUAAGACUUGCCCCACAAUGUCCACUAGACAUUCCAUUUUGGCGACUGUAACCUUGGUUUAAGGAGCCAUUUGGUCCCUGGCUUAUACACCUGAGUUUCCCCCACUGGUCCUCAUCGUCUGAAAUAGGAGCAUAGGGUGCCGCAUUGCACUAGUACAGACUACUUAUAGGAAUACAAAGCCUAGUAGAGGCUCUGUGGGGUCUUGGGCAGAGAUGGGCCUUUCCCACCAGCUUGUUGGCACCCAUCCAUCUCGAGAGACAACGGAGUGCACCUCUGGUGGUGAAGUGAAACCGCUGGAGAAUCACAGUGCACACUGUGGCUGAAGAUACCCGUCCCUCUUCGUAACUGCUGAGGUGCUGCUGCAAAGUGACUGGGCAGCGUGUCUGGAGGUCCUGGUCUGCCCAGACAACAAGACCCCCCUCUUGGCCUCACUGACGGCGGGGGGGGGGGUCUUUAAAGAUUUUCAGAGACUUUGAGACUAAAGAUUUCAUUUUGAACUUGCUAUGGUUUGAAGGAAUUCUAUAAAUUGUGUUGCCUAGACAUUGUUGAGGUCCCGAGGGAAGCAGAGCAAGGCUCUUGGCACCAGCUUCUUCCAUGUUCCAAAUUCAAAAGUAGAUUACUCACCAGAAAAAGGUGAGGUUCAUUCUAGACACCACCGGCUACUUGGAGAGUCUCCAGGUGAUUAUUUGGAAAUCAGCUGGUGCCAGCUUCAGUGUUGACUGGAGGUGUAAUAUUUCAUCCGCAAAGCACUGUGGAGAUUUUAGGAGGCCAUGCACAAGUGACUGAGGAUGCUGCCGCACCACAUAAUCUAUGGCAGGACGUUCAGUGCCCUGGUUGCAGGGGUGGGACUAGAUGACCCUUGGUUACCUUUCAACUCUAUGAUUCUUGUUUUGGGCAGCACUGUGGCUUUUGCAGACAUCUCGGGCAGAAAUUCUCCGUGCAGUAUAUGCACUUAAACUCUACAUGCCGUUAAUCGAACCCAGGUGUGCGUCAAGGGUUGUGCUGUGGCUCACCUGUGCUUGUAUCCUCUCCUCCUGGCAACGUUGCCUUCAGGUACCACAAUGUGGGAAUCCUCGUCCUCUUCCUUCACGACAUCAGCGACGUUCAGCUGGAGUUCACAAAGCUCAACGUCUACUUCAAAUAUCGGGGCGGGGUCUACCAUCGUCUGAACGAUUUGAUCUCGAACGCCGGUUGCGUCUCCUUCAGCGUAAGCUGGUGAGUUUGGCUGCCCUCAAACUCUGUACAUGUGCAGCCCAUUCCAAGGGAGGGCGGUUCUGCAGACUCCACCCCCCUCAAAAAGAAAACCCAGCAGGAAGGCAUGUUACAAAUUAUUGUUUGGUUGCGGCUAAAAUAUAUCGCUGUGGUGCUGCAAUCCCAGUAUUUUGCUGUUCAGAUAGACUGCUCUUGUGCGAAAAGUUUUCCAAAAUUGUAAAUUGCUUUGAGGUUAUUAUUAUUUUUUACAAUCAAACCAUAUAUAGAUUUUAUUAAGUGAACACACAACAAGAUUCUAGUCCUCCUAGACCAGUUCCCUUGUCCCCGCAGGUUCUGGUUCCGCUUGUACUGGUUCCCUCUCAAAGUGCUCUACGCCACCUGCCACACCAGCCUCCAGACUGUCCCGGACAUCCCCUUCUACUUCUUUUUCAAUGCUUUGCUCUUUGUCCUGACUCUGAUGAACAUCUACUGGUUUCUGGUGAGUAGCGAGCCUCACCCUCGCCUUGCCCUGCAGAAGUUGGGAACCUCCAUCUGACAGGCCUCACGAGCCUCAGUUCUGUAGGAAAGGAUUUAGAUACUAGGAGAGGAUAUAUUGUUUAGUUAUUACCUUUCCUUGCUCACGUGAAUGAAGUCAGCAGAGGACUGUCCUUUGCAGGAUAAACUUGGAAGCUAAGGCAAGGUUGAUUUAACCUUCUAGAAACAAUAGUCCACGAUGAUUUGUUCGUCUUCCCCAUCUAGCAACAAAUGAAGAUUGGCUUUUGAAAAUGAUGGAGUUCGUGCAACUGGCAAAAUUAACAGCAAAGCAAAGAUUAGAGAUCAAAAUGAUGAAAAAUGCCUUGAGAACUGAAAUUUUUUGGGAGGGAUUUAAAGAACUACUAUAGUGAGAUGACCAGGACUUGAAAUAUGAGUGACAGCACAAAUUAUUAAGAUAAAUAUGUAAAAUUAUGUGUAUUGAAUAGUAUAGGCAAAAUAUGCAGCAUUUCAGGGUAAAUAUGAAAACCAUGGACAUGGAAGUCAACAGAUAAAGUAAUUUAUGGAUUAUAUUAAAAUAUGUAAAGAUUUCUUUUAUGUGAAAAAUUAAUAAAUAAGAUUUUUUAAAAAAUAAUCCAGGAUGCUUUAAGGCAGACUGGAUUUUGCCUGGUAUUGACGUUUUUCUCCCCCUUAGAAAUAACACCCACAUACAUUGCUUUGUGAAAAAGUAAAAGUUGGCUUUACUUACAUAGUAAAUGUGGGGUGCUCUCCCCAGAGGUUCACCUGGAGCCAUCAUUACAUGUCUUUAGGUGCCAGGCAAAAACAUUCCUCUUUACCCAGGCCAAGGCUAUUCAAUAAUCUAUUGCCUGAGAAAGUGUGGGGGAAGAGGACUGUUAUCAUAAUGGCUAUUUUAUUAUGUUUUUAUCAUGGGAGUGAAGGCCAUCUUAGGCCCACGUCACCCCGGCUGGGAUGAACCAGGUUCUCAGGAAAGUGGGGGGCUGGGUAAUGUAGUGCAAAGCAUCGUGGGGAGCGGGGAAUGGGGUUCUUAAUUUCAGGGUCAUGAGUUCGAGCCCCAUGUUGGGCAAAAGAUUCCUGGAUUGCAAGGGGUUGGGCUAGAUGACCCUUGGGGUUCCCUUCCAACUCUACAUUUCUAUGAUUGCCCCCUCUCCCUUCCUCUUUGCAGUACAUCAUCCUCUUCGUAGUGAAGGUCUUGCUGGGGCAAGUUCGGGAAGUGAACGACGUCCGGGAAUAUGAUGUUGACGCAGCCUGCAAGAAGAGAGACCGGGAGUUUCACACCCCCAGCUGCUGGAAGGAAGGGUUAGUGUGCCAGGGAGGGAGGGAGGAAGAAAAUCAAAUUCGCACCAACAUUCAUUUCGCCUGGCUUCCCUGCUUCCGUCAGUGGACAGCCACGCUCUUCUGGAAACCCUGCGAGUGGAGUGCAAGAGCACCCGCCCUCUCCCAGAUGUUUAGCUGCCCUCCCUGCAACACCCCCCCCCCCAGCAUUCAGGGAUAGUUUGCACCUGAAUGUGGAGUUCCUUUGAUACAACUAUCCUCCACAAGAAUCGUCUUGUUGGAUGAAACCCUUCGCCGUGGGCAUCAUUCUGUUAGUUUGAAGCCCAGAAGUGGAGCAUGUAAGCCACUCUGAGGUAGACUGUGUCUGGACGUGGCUGUUCCAUUCAGCUCUUUGGCAUUGAAAGGAGUGGGGGGUUUUUCCCAGGGGGAGGCAGGGCCAAGCCAGGGGAGCGAGGCGACCCACUAUUAAGGGUUUGACAAAUGCCUAUUUUGUAUCUGAAUUUUAGUUUCAACUAUUCCCAGUCGGGUUUUUGGAGCGUAAGCCUCGCAAAGUGGUUUGUAAUUUUAGCACGCUGAGUAAAUUGCAGCCACAGGAUUAUAAAGCUCAUUGUUGUGACAUGAAUUUAAAACACACAAAAGCUGUACUAAAGCCUCUGGAAGGUUGCUAUACAGAAGCAUAGGUGUGUGUCCUUACAUUAGUCUUACUCAGAGUAGUCCUAUUGAAAUGAACGGGCAGAAAAGGGCCCUUUCCCUCAAAGGGGUGGAUUGGCUCCCCUAUGAGGCAAGGUUGCAGCGUUUAGGGCUUUUCUAUUCGAGAAAAGGUGAAUAAGAGGCAGCUUGAUAUUAAAAAAUGAUGCAUGGCAUAGAGAAAGUUUAUAGGCGAGAGGAAGAAAGACCUUUUUUCCUAACGCUACAGCUUGGGAGUAACUAAUGAAGCUGAAGGCUGGGAGAUUCAGCACCUAGUUAAACUAUGGAACUCCUUGCCACGGGAGGCAGCAUGACCACCAACCUGGCUGGCUUCAAAAGAGCAUUGGAUGAACUCACAGAGGAAUGGCCACUAGCCAAUAGGGUGAUGCUCAGAGGGAGAAAUCUUUCUGCAUCCCAGAUGCAGGAAGGGAGAGGGCUCUGGGGUUCCAAUCCUGCUUGCCCAUUUCCCACAACAGGCGCCUGGCUGGCUGCAGUGAGAAGAGGAUGCUGGACCAGAGGGGCCCCCUGGGGCCUGAUCCGGCAGGCUAGUCUUCCCUUCUUUCGACAGGGCUGACUUAGGCCCAUUAAUUCCAGGGGGUUCAGCUCUCUUGCUCUCUCUUCCACAGGAAACAUUUGAAGAACGGACUCGUGAAAGACAAGCGGUUGUAGACGGCGCCCGCUGGAUCUCUGCUGGCAAGGACCCCAGCUUGUUUGGCAACCCAGAGAAGAGCCCGCCCCCCACCCCUCCGUCUUGAUACCUAGAGCUGUGGGGUGGGGAGGGGGAAGCGUCUGCAGGAAACUCACUGGUGGUUGCAUUGUUCUUUAAAAAAGCUCUUGCAUUUGGCCAGAGUUGGCGCUGGCGGUGAGGACUCCCACGGAGUGGAUUGAAAGGGGGCCUUUUUCACAGACCUGGGGUGGAUGCGGCAUGCCCAGCGGAGAGACCCACCAAGGGAGCGGCAAAAGUCCCCCCUCCGCCAACGCCCCCUUGUAAAGACCAGCUCUGCCCUGCGCAGCCUUCUUUGGGGUGGCCCCUGAGAGGAUGCAACAGCUUUCCCCACCCUCCUCGUUCUCCAGAGCCCUGACUGGUUAAGCGAAGCAAGUGGCCGAUCAGAUUGAGGGGGCGGGGAAUCACACAUGUGAAUGGAUUGACAGGAGGGGUGGUGGUGUUCACCUGGGGACGGCUAUCCCACAAUGCUCUGCGGCACUUUAUUCCUCGCCUUGCAAGCGCGCACACCCCGCCUUUUUAAAAUAUAUAUUUUACUGGCUAUCGUCAGCAGAAGGGGGAAAGGGUUUUGGACCUGUCUCAGGGCGGGUGUGCUUUUUUCCUGUUGUGUGCAAAGGAAGUAUCCAAAACUACUGUAAUUUUCCAAAUUAGUUUCUGAAAACAGACUUUUAAAACAUUCUGUUUGUAAGGGCAGAGGACGGGUGGGGGGAGAUGAUGGUGAAAUCGGCUGCCUGUUUUUAUAUCUAAAAUGUUUGUGAUAAAAAACAGGGCGCCAGGAAUGUGGGGAGACAGAGGGGCAGGGGCUGUGUCUGCCUGAGGGGGCUGCGUGGAGCCUCUGCCUUCAGAGUCUGUCUGUCUGCAAGGACUGUACCAUAGCGCCCCACAAGGAAAAAGGAGUCUCUGUGAGCUGGGUGCUGCACCCAAUGGGCAGAGGCAGCUGGGGAGCUUCCUUUCCUGCCAGGGCAUGUGGGUGCCAUUCAGACAGCCCAAAACUAUUGGCGUCUGUCUUUCUAUCCAGAUGGAUGGAGGUGACUCCCGUUUUGCAUUCUCUCUCCUGCGAGGGAAUACCUUGAAGCAGCACCAGCAUGGACCUCCGAUGAAGUUUGGGUAUAUAGAAUGCAAGCUCUGGUGGCAGAUUUAUUAUCUUCACCCUAUCCAGCCUCCAAGGAUCUCACGGCACCACAAGUGUUGCAGGUGAGCAGAGGUUCAAACGUGGUUCUGCCAGUCCCAGCGCCCUAAUACAGCACCAGUUGAUGUUUGUGGCUCACUUGGGCUCCCCAGAGCUGGCUUUGGGGCAGCGCCAUCCAUGUCACGCUAUUAACCCCCCCCCAACCCUUAACCCCAGGGAAAAGCAGAGGAAGGUGGUAAGAAUCCUUUGGGGGCGGAAAGCCCGAGUGGCAAAUGCACGGCUGGCAGGGGACGGAAUCACAGAGCUGGGACCGCAAUGGCCAUCUAGUCCAACCCCCUGCAAUGCAGGAACCUAAGAUUAAGAGUCCUCUGCUCUGCCAACACCUGCCCCAGAGUCGGAAACAGUUGCCCAUCUCCAAGAGAUCUCCCAGGAAAGGGUUGAGCUUAGAGCAGCUGCCUCACAUGUGGAGGGUCCCCGGUUCAGCAUCUCCGUGAAAGGACACCCCGGGUCUGGAAGCCUGGAGAGCUGCUGCCAAUUUGUGUAGGCAUUACUGAACUCCGCUGACCCAUUGAUGCAACAGAAGGCAGCUUAUUGGCUUCCUAUUUCAACCAGCUGUAUAUUCCAUGAGGACCAGAAUGACCUUAAACUGAAUGACCACAGCUCAGCGGUAGAUCGUUUGCUUUGCAUUCAGUAAGGCCGGGGGUUCAGUCCCCGGCGUCGCCAGUUUGGGUUAGGAGAAACCCCCAGGCCUGGAACCUGGGACAGCUGCACACAGUCUUGAUCUCAUUUUAUCCAAUGGUCUGACGCUGUAUAGGGCAGCUCCUGGUGCUCCUUGUAUUCUGCUCACCCUGAGUUAGCAACAGUAGAUGUGGAGGCAAAUAAUUGCUUGCUAAGGUGGAAGAAGACGCAGGAGGGAGAGGAAUUUGUAAUGCAGAAGGGGACAUUUGUACCUGAAAGCACCCCUGGAUCCAGAAGUUGCGUUUUCAGGGUGUUCACACACUACAGUGGUACUUCGGGUUACAUACGCUGCAGGUUACAUACGCUUCAGGUUACAGACUCUGCUAACCCAGAAAUAGUAGCUCAGGUUCAGAACUUUGCUUCAGGAUGAGAACAGAAAUCGUGCUCCGGCGGCACGGCAGCAGCGGGAGGCCCCAUUAGCUAAAGUGGUGCUUCAGGUUAAGAACAGUUUCAGGUUGAGAACAGACCUCUGGAACGAAUUAAGUACUUAACCCGAGGUACCACUGUAUAUCCCACAAGUGUACAAUCUUUGAACUUCUGUCUGUGGACACGUGUACAUUUAUCCACAUGUAUUGUUCAACAGAAAUGCAGUCCGGUCGAUUUAAACAAACCAACAAGCGUACACACUUCCAACACAAGUCGGGACGCUGGAGUCUGUGUGAACGAGCCCUUCUUUUGAUAAUUAAAACAUCUGGGAAGCCAUUGCAUCCAUUUGCCCUCUCAGCCCCCUUCUGCUUAGUGUUGCAGGAUGAGGCCAUAGUCACAGCAGCCUGCAUAUGUGUGCCAGGUUUAAAAAAUCUGCCUCUCCCUUUCCCCUCCAUGGAAAAAUUGAAAGCACCAAGAACUGUAGAAUUCCCCACUGCGGGGAGGGGGGGGGAGUUAGAUUCCCUGACUUGCAUAAAUGAUGAGAAGUUGAACAAGUUCUCUGAUUUUUGGCGCUCACCUGGCAGUGUUUCCCAAACUUGGGUCUCCGGCUGUUUUGGGACUACAAUUCCCAUCAUCCCUGACCACUGGUUCUGCUAGCUCGGGAUGAUGGGAGUUGUAGUCCCAAAAGAGCCAGAGACCCAAGUUUGGGAAACCCUGGUUUGGAGGUUCGUUCCUAGGGAAGAAGUGUGGAGCGUUGAACCCCUCCCUAUCACUGGGAAUCAUAUUUGGGGCACGGCUCCUGUUUCUGAGGAUUCGGACAUACCAUUGCAUCCAUGAGGGCUAGCACCUUGGUUUCUCUAGUGAAAGCCGAUGUUCUCUGCAAGCCACAUGCCACAAACAAUAUGCUGCACUCACACACACCUGGUGUUCCUGCACUGUAAUUUGUUUUGCACACUGUUUAGAGAUUUUUAAACAUUAAGCAAAAGUUUUGGAAUACCUUAAAUAAAUUGUGUCCCGUAGUCGGACUGUGCUGGUGACACGGCUUGUUCCUUGACCAAAUCUGUCCAAGGCCAAGAGAGAGACGAUCCCUUGCCACUUGAGUGUUGUGCAUGACUGUCCACAGCAGCCUGUGGACUUCUGGUGAGUCUUCCCUUGGAAGGAAAAUAAGACGGGGGUGGAUUUGUGAACCUCUAAAUGUGGUUACUAAGAGCCCAUUGAGCUCAACACCCUGUCCUCAUGUUGCCACUCAGGUGCAACAGGGAUGGGGAACUGGCGACUCUCCAGAUGUUGGGACAAAAGAAGGUGGCACCCUGCCAGAUAUUUCCCUUAAAAAACCCCAAAGCCUGUAUUUUUUAAAAAAAUAAAUGUUCAGACUUCAGGAACCACACCAGAUUCUUCAUCUGCAGUGGGUAUCCUGGAAGAGUGUAAUUAGCUUAAAAGAUGUGAGGAUGUGUUGUCAAGUUAAAUUUGCCCCCAUCUCCAGUGAGUGGGCAGAAAUCUCCCCUUCUAAGGCUGCAAUCCUAAAGGCUGGUUCAACACAUUGCGGCUGACUUCUGAGUAAGUGGGGGAAGGUUUUUGGUCGCAACCGAGCGUGAUGUCAAACAGGGAUCACCAGAGAACCCAACAAGGCUUCAAAUCCACUGGGCUUUCCGUAAAAGGGACUAGCAUGCUUUGGGAUCUGAGAUGCUUCCGGGCAAAACAAGGUUGCAGCCAACUGAAUCAUUCUCAGAGCAGACCCAUUGAAAUGAAUGGAUGUGACUAAAGGGCCCCAUUAACUUCAAUGGGUUGCUCCUGGCGGUAGUCCUAUUCAGAGUAGGCUCAUUGAGGUUAGUGGCCCUAGUGUUAGUGGUUGUGUUCGUUAGCUUCAAUGCUGGAUAGUGGAUGCAGCCCAUUGAUGUUAAUGGGCCCAAAUUAGUCGUGCCUAUUCCUUUCUAUGUGUCUACUCUUGAGUAAGUUAGAGGCAAGCUUUUUUUGGGGGGGGGGUCAAAUCCCAUCCAGGUGGAUUAUGUCUUCACACACACAAGGUUCCUGUUUGGUGCAAGGAGAGUCUUAUGACAAAGCUCAUUCCAGACUUCUAGGCCUGGUCCAGAUCCAUCCCUUGCACCCACGUUCACACUUCCUCCCCUGCUCUUUUAUGACUUGUGGCUUUGCUUCAGAAAGGUGUUUGUCUGUGAGAGAGGGAUCUGAGGCACUGUGUUUGUUUCUGUGUUAAUUUAAAUGCCAACUCUCUUGUGGCGGAAUCCUCAUUAAAAGAAGGAGAAAUCGCA
Messenger RNA from Podarcis lilfordi (Lilford's wall lizard), 26218 nucleotides. The record is from the annotation of a GenBank genome assembly. Lineage: Eukaryota; Metazoa; Chordata; Lepidosauria; Squamata; Lacertidae.